This is a messenger RNA of Thermothelomyces thermophilus ATCC 42464, 1252 nucleotides long. RefSeq lists its product as uncharacterized. Bases 115 to 1113 code for a protein of 332 amino acids. The record is from RefSeq and is a predicted model, not a curated record. Lineage: Eukaryota; Fungi; Ascomycota; Sordariomycetes; Sordariales; Chaetomiaceae. The transcript has a single exon. Gene Ontology annotation, molecular function: protein binding.
CCCCUAGCCAAUGCAUUACUCUCGAUCGAUCUGACAAAGGACUGGACCAAUGAUUCUGUCCCCUUGAUCUCGAUCACCAAACCGCCCGGUGUGCCCAAUCUCAGCCGCGGCGGCAUGUGGGCUGCUCCCAGAGUGAGGACCUUAUACACCGGGUUCGCCGGCACCAGUCCCCAUUUCGGCGAUCGAGCAUUCUCGCCACAGGGGCUGUGGUCUUUCAGACGGGACUCGUCAGCAGGAGGCUCUUGGCAGUGCCUCAACGGGAGCACCGACGGGUGGUUCACGAGCCAACCGAGACCUCAUCCGGGACAAGCGGCCAGCGGGCACGGCUACGGUUUCUUUGUGGGGGGUAUGCCCGCAUCGAGGACCCCCGUCGUGUCCCCAUCGCUGACGCCGAUGGUGACAGGGAACGGCACCGGAGACCAGCGACAGCCCGGCAACAUGAUCAUCAUGUACGGCAUGUCCGACAAGAAGAUCACAGUUAUCGCCAACCACGGACCAUCUGACUCCCGAGUCCCAACACAUGCCGGGAUUACCUACGUACCCAACUGGGGGAACCGCGGCAUUCUCGUGGCCGUGGGCGGGUCCCAGGACAGGCGAGACAGCAACGAAGACAGCCUGGGGACGUUCCGGACCGUCCGAAUCUACGACAUCGACAAGCAGCGCUGGUACGAUCAGCAGAGCACGGGGGACGUUCCGGACCCGCGCAAGGACUUUUGCUUCGCAGGGUCGCCGUCGAGCAAUCGCACGCAUGAGUUCCUAGUAUACGCCGGCUGGGCCGGUCAGCUCGGCUCUGCUGCGGUGCCCUACGACAGCGCCUACGUACUGACGCUCCCCGGUUUCUACUGGGCCAAGGCAGACUAUCCCCCCGCUCACCCGCGGCACGGCCUGAGUUGCAACGCGGUGGGGGGAAGCCAGAUCUUAACCAUUGGCGGCGUCGACACCGCGCAGGACGGCAACGACUCGUACGCCGCAGGCUUCACGACCCGGGACCCCUUCACUCAGGGCCUCGCGGUAUUCGAUCUGGGCGCCCUGGCCUGGAGUCCGGCCUACCGCGCAGGGCGAUCCGCCCAGCCGCCGGCUCCAAGGUUCAGGGAGUACUACGAUACCAAGUGAGCGCUCGACGUUCCGUGUGUGUGGUUCCCGGUUGUGUAUACCGCAUGCUAACCUCCUCCUUUCAACCAAGGGGCCAAGCUCCGGAACAGGGCUUCGCUAACUCAGACCUCCGUACGUUUCCAGUCCCACGCGCCCCUCU